AUGAAAGUGUACGUCAUGUUUGACGUCACUGCUGCAGCAGAAGUGCUGGGUGUUGGAAAAAAGCAAUAUAGAAAUGUAGCUUUAAGAAAACCAGCCAAUUUGUCUUCUGUAUGGAGAUCGGAUUCAGAUGCAUUUAACGCUGUUGAUGGUAUAGGAAUCGUCACGGUCAGUGGGCCAGAGCACUGUGCUCACUCUGAUGGUUAUGAACGCAAUCCCCACCUAACAAUUGACCUACAGAACCUGUUCUACAUUGAUCACCUACUUCUUCUAACAAGAGGAGAUACGAGUGCGGAGUUUUUUCAUGACGUUGAAGUCCGGAUAGGAAACCUGACUAUUUGGGAGGAGAUGAAGACCUGUGGUCUGUUUAGCGAGACUGCAGAACUUGGUCAGUGGUAUAAAAUCCAGUGUGCCUCCUGCCUUGUCGGCCGAUUUGUAACAAUAAAGAUUACUGGGGAUAGAAUGAUGACAGAUCAUGAUGGAAAUUUGCUAAGCUUAUGUGAAGUUUCCGUCUGGGGAAGAAGAUACUACAAUUCAUAA
Messenger RNA from Saccostrea cuccullata (small rock oyster), 537 nucleotides. RefSeq lists its product as uncharacterized. The coding region runs from base 1 to 537 and encodes 178 amino acids. The transcript has 3 exons. NCBI's taxonomy places the organism in Eukaryota, Metazoa, Mollusca, Bivalvia, Ostreida, Ostreidae. The record is from RefSeq and is a predicted model, not a curated record.